This is a messenger RNA of Penicillium macrosclerotiorum, 1362 nucleotides long. RefSeq lists its product as uncharacterized. The coding region runs from base 1 to 1362 and encodes 453 amino acids. Lineage: Eukaryota; Fungi; Ascomycota; Eurotiomycetes; Eurotiales; Aspergillaceae. The record is from RefSeq and is a predicted model, not a curated record. Gene Ontology annotation, biological process: mitotic intra-S DNA damage checkpoint signaling; DNA replication checkpoint signaling; cellular response to ionizing radiation. Gene Ontology annotation, cellular component: checkpoint clamp complex. The transcript has 5 exons.
AUGGCGACACUUUCCCUCUCGCUGGCUCCGCCGGCCCUAGUCCAGUUACACGACGUGUUAAUAUGUCUGUCGAAGUUCAGCGACACAGUGGCUAUCAAAGCCGAGCAUGACCUGCUUCAACUGAGUGCUCUGAAUUCCACAAAGACAGCAUUUGCGUCAUUUGCAUGCGAGCGGGAGCGGUUUUUCGAGACCUACUCGUUUAGCGUGCGCCCCUCGUAUCAACAGAGUGGCAGAGCGAAUGCGGCUGAAGAACGGUUCUAUUGCCAGAUUUACAUCAAGGCGCUUCUCUCAAUAUUUCGGGGAAGAGUCGAUCGGAAUAAGGACGCGGCCGUAGAGCGUUGUGAGAUGGAACUGCAGGAAGAUCCCAACCAGACAGAAUGCCGAUUGACCGUUAAGAUGAUAUGUGGGCUGGGCGUCAUCAAAUCAUACAAGCUCACAUACGAACCGGCAUCCAUCCAGCAUGCCGUGUUCGACAGAAGCAGUGCCACGAACCAAUGGACAGCAGAUCCACGGUUUCUCAGACAGAUCAUCGAUCAUUUCAGCCUUUCUGCAGAGCAGCUGGACAUGUACUCCGAUGCAGGCAAAGCCGUGUUUACUAGUUUUACGACGAAGAUUAUGGAGGGCAAAGAGAUUCUCAAAUACCCGGUUCAUACAUCUGUCGCUGCCGAUAAGCGCGACUUUGAAGAAUUCCUCGUCGAAGACAACAUGCACAUCGCCAUCAAUCUUAAAGACUUCAAGGCCGUUGUUGCACAUGCCGAGACAGCCAAUGCCACCAUAACGACGCGCUACACACGGCCAUGCAAGCCGAUGCAGUUCGCAUAUGAUUUUGAUGGAAUCAACGCCGAGUUCACCAUUAUGACCCGCGGCGACGUUGACGGCGAGGUCCCACCGACUUCAUCGCGGGUCGCCAUUCCGCAGCUCUCCCAACAGGUAACCCCUGCGCCAGUUCCGAUCUCGAUUAGCAGGACCGAGACGCCACGCACAGGAAUACAGAGCAUGGAGAUGCCGCCCCCAGCGCCACGAGCGCGAUCCAUUAGACCAUUGAAUGGGAUGUCCACAGAGGAGCACUUGUCACGGUCGGCGGCGAGCGAAAGGCCAGCUGCAUCGGGAAUUUCGAUGGAGUAUGACGGCCUUUUCGUGCCGGCAGAUGAUGACCGACAGUGGGAUGAGAUGAACGAGGAGGAAGAGCCGCAGGAUAUUCUCGGGUGGGAUGCGAGUGGAGGGCAAGAUGCAUUCGAGGGGACGCUUCGAGACACAGAGUCUGAAUUCAUCAAGUCGGGUAAGACGAAGGCUAUCCACCCCGUGGAGAAUGAAAUGGGCAUCCCACCGACACAGAACAUGUCGCAGGUAAGUCCCUCAUGA